Nycticebus coucang (slow loris) is the source of this 5838-nucleotide messenger RNA. RefSeq names its product B-box and SPRY domain containing (gene BSPRY). The coding region runs from base 650 to 1858 and encodes 402 amino acids. Gene Ontology annotation, molecular function: protein binding; zinc ion binding. The transcript is spliced from 6 exons. Lineage: Eukaryota; Metazoa; Chordata; Mammalia; Primates; Lorisidae. The record is from RefSeq and is a predicted model, not a curated record.
UCAGCCUCUACAGAUGUGUUUUUCAUCGGGUCUUACGUGUUAUGAAAAAAUUGUUGAUCAUAGUAACCUUAAGUCAAACUGCCUAUGUUUCAAUCUCAUUGCUACCAAUUAGUAACUGUGACCCCCGGUACCUUACUUAACUUAUAAUAGUACCCUCUUGCUAUUAGCAAACAAUCAGUAGCCUAUGAGGUGGGCACCCUCAUAGUUGAGAACCUCCAGGGUACUCCGGAGCUAGCAGCUCAGUGGGAUUUGAGACCAGGCAGUCUGACACCAGGGUUUAGCUUUAAGCUGCUGGUCUAAAGGUGGACAUCGAAAAGGGCAGUUGUCAGGAUUACACGAUAGAACUCUUAUAAAGCGCUUAGCAAAAGCCUGACACUUAAUAAGUGCUCAAUAGUCACAGUAGUAUCUGGUGGGUUUUGUCUGUUAUAAAAUAAACAUUCAUACGGUGCGAUUUAAUUAAGUAAAUAAUGAGAAAGAGUGCUGAAGCGGGCGGGAUGGGUGCCAGGGCCAGGAGCGGGUGCCGGGCUGGUGGGGGGGAAGCGCCGGCGGGGCGCGCGGGUGUACCGGGCGGGCCCCGGGGCGGGGUCAGGAAGGCCCCGCCCAGCAGCCACCUGCGACAGGUGGAGCGCGCGACACCGGGCACUCGGCCAUGUCCGCGGAGGGCGCGGGACCCGCACCGGGGCCCGAGCCGGGGUCCGAGCCGGGGCCGCUGUGCCCGGAGCACGGCCAGGCGCUGAGCUGGUUCUGCGGCUCCGAGCGACGGCCCGUGUGCGCCGCCUGCGCGGGGCUGGGCGGCCGCUGCCAGGGGCACCGCAUCCGCCGGGCGGAGGAGCACGCGGAGGAGCUGCGGAACAAGAUUGUGGACCAGUGUGAGAAGCUACAGUUACAGAGUGCUGGCAUCACCAAAUAUGCAGCUGAAGUUCUGCCAGGGAAGAACCAGAGAGCAGUGACCAUGGCCAGUGCAGCGAGGGAACUGGUUAUCCAGCGGUUGAGUCUGGUGAGGAGUCUGUGUGAGAGUGAGGAGCAGCGCUUACUGGAGCAGGUGCAUGGUGAAGAGGAGCGGGCCCACCAGAGUAUCCUGACACAGCGUGCGCACUGGGCCGAGGCCCUGCAGAAGCUUGACACCAUCCGCACCAGCCUGGUGGGCAUGCUCACCCAUCUGGAUGACCUCCAGCUAAUUGAGAAGGAGCAGGAGAUUUUUGAGAGGACUGAAGAAGCAGAGGGCAUUUUGGAUCCCCAGGAGUCGGAAAAGUUAAACUUUAACGAGAAGUGUACUCGGAGUCCGCUACUGACUCAACUCUGGGCAACAGCAGUUCUUGGGUCUCUCUCAGGCACAGAGGACAUACGUAUCGAUGAGAGGACCGUCAGCCCCUUCCUGCAAUUGUCGGAUGAUCGACGAACCCUGACCUUCAGUGCCAAGAAGUCCAAGGCCUGUGUAGAUGGCCCAGAGCGCUUUGAUCACUGGCCCAAUGCCCUGGCUGCCACCUCCUUCCAGGCGGGGCUCCAUGCCUGGAUGGUGAAUGUUCAGAACAGUGGUGCCUAUAAGGUGGGCGUGGCCUCAGGCCAGCUGCCCCGCAAGGGUUCUGGCAGUGACUGCCGUCUAGGCCAUAAUGCCUUCUCCUGGGUCUUCUCUCGCUAUGAUCAAGAGUUCCGUUUCUUGCACAAUGGGCAGCAGGAGCCCCUGGGGCUGCUGCGGUGCCCAUCUCAGCUGGGUGUGUUGCUGGACUUGCAGGCUCAGGAGCUGCUCUUCUAUGAUCCAGCCUCGGGCACAGUGCUGUACAUCCACCACGCAUCCUUCCCUGGGCCCCUCUUCCCUGUCUUUGCUGUGGCUGACCAGACCAUUUCUAUCAUUCACUGACCUCUGGCUGCAGAGAGGCCAGGUCCACCUUCUAUCCCCCCUUUAGGCCGAAUUUCUAUCCACUAUUCUUUUCCCAAAUGAUGUGAAUGAUGUUUCUAAGGCAAACAGGACACACACCCAAUGGUCAGCUUUUGGAAGGGUGGGAUCUGUUUCGGAUCUGGGCCCAAACUUUAAAACUUGGGUAUCUGUGGGGAGUCUGCUAUUGCCAAAUCCACCAUGCAUCUGUCCCUCCAGGGUGUCUUGUUCACCACUUUGUCUCUGGCAUGGCGCUGGUGCAUAGUGAGUGUGUAAUAAAUAUUUGGCAAGUGGAUGAAAGGAUGUGGGGGUGGCUGGAUAGACAUGGUAGUCUUUGGAAAGGCUCUGCCCCACUUUGGGCAAGUGGAAGUGAUUCUCUGGCAGAGAAGCCUGGGCUGAAGCUUCUUCAUCCCCUAAACUCAGUGCUUCUCUUUUUCAUGACAUGGCACAUACAGAAAAUGUUUUUUCUAGUACACAAGGACAACUUGAAAGGCUGCUCCUGGUCGGAGGACUCUGGCCUGAGGGGCUAUGUCCUUUACCCAGGUCCUCCUAGGACCUCAGAAGACCAAAGAUGACAUCUCCAGGUGACCUCACUGUAACACUGCUGUUGGCAUCUGUCUCAAACCUGGCACUAAGCUCCAGCCUAUGCCCACUGGUGGCAGCAGGGAUGAACGUUGUCAUCCUCAUGCAGCUUGAGUUCUCCCACCUGACAGCCCCCUCUGCCCUUAAGUGGAGACCUGAGGUGAGGGCUUCCAGCAGAAAGAGCUGAGGGGUAAGAGGCCAGUCUUGGGGCACAUGAUUAAAGGUCAUAAAAGCUUUAAAGAUGUCUUCCAUGCUCUUUGUUGGCAACUGGGUGUAUUCUGUAUAUCUGCCAGUCUUCCUUACCCUCACCUGCAUUCUCAGAAAUAAGAGGCAGCUUAGCAUAACAAAGAGCCUGGAGACAUUACUGGGACCAAAGGCAAGUCCCUUCAUGUUUCCCUCUGUGAAUAGAAGUAUCCCAACUUUUACCCAGGAGCAUUCUUCUAAAGCAAUCUUACCUACAACUCCAGGCUCCUGGGGCUGAAGAGGAUGAGAGCCCCAGCUCAGUUUGAAAAUCACUGUUUAAUCAGCAGAGGUCACAGGUAAGACUGGUCGGGAUCAGUGGGUAAUGAGUGAAAUAGCCCAAGACUCAGGAACAGCAACUGCUUGGCCCUACCCUUAGCGGCCAUGCAGGAAUGUGGACACAGAAUGGCCAGGAGUAGAGCUGUCUAGACGAACAUUGAAAAAUCCUGAUUUUUAUGUGAAAUGUCUUAGUUUUACUUUUGCUUGAUAGUUCACUUAAAGCACUGGGCAGGUCAAAUCCAGUUCACAGAUCUAUUGGCAGUAUUUUUGGUUGAGAUGAUCUCUGAGGCCCUUGUAACUGUGAAGAUCACAACUCGUGUCCUGUGUCCUCAUCACCUGACAUUUGGGAAUUACUGCCAAGUCACCUAGCCUUGGUGCCAGUUCCGUAACAGAUCCAGAUGGGACCUUCUAUGAGAUCCUAUGCCAUGAUCCUCCCAAACCAUUAACCCAACUCCCUACAGCAACCUUCGGUCCCCAGCUAAUGGGCCUGCUGCAGGAAUGCCUCCCAUCCCUCCACCCACCUAAAUGCCACCCCUGCUACCAACCUUCAACUUGGGGUCCACUCCACAGCCCCUCUUCCUGUGGGCACCAGAACACACACUGGGUGUAUGCCUAUGUUAACCUGUAGUAUACCCUGUACCUGGCACUGGGCAAGGCAGAGAUAAUCCAAUAAAUGCACAGUAGAAGAGUGUGGGAAGAUAGGAUAGGCAACAAAAGAAACAGAACUUCAAAAAACCCAACCCACUUGUUCAACCUCCCAUUGCCCCCCACCCAUUCCCUUUAUUACCGCUACCCUGAGCUGUAGGUUCUUGUUCCCUGUGCUUUCCUCCUCCCAUGGGGAUAUCCUUCAAGACUUGACACCCUUCAGAACAUAAUUUCCCUGUUAGUUCAGGCAAUCCACUCGCCUCUGCCUCCCAGAGUGCUAGGAUUUCAGGCAUGAGCCACCCUGCCUGGCCUGAGUGUGAUACUUCUUGCAGCAAUCUCCAGUUUGAAGUCAAGGCUUCCGCUUGUGUCUCUCAGUAGAAAAUAGCUUCUUUCCUUCUCCCUUUCUUCGACUGCAAACCAUUAGAGCCUUUGUUGAUUUUUUUUCAUUUUGCAUUAUAAAAUGCAUCUUCCCAGUUAGCCUUCCCUUAGCGUCAGAAGAUGGUCUUCCCCUUUCUUGAAUUCUGUUCCUCACAUUGCUUACAAGCUAAGUGAUGGGAUUUCUCUUUCUCCUGUAAAAAGGGUAUAUCUGCAGUUUUUCUCCACUCUCUUAGUUAAUGAGUAAAGGAUGUAACUGUUCAUAACUGCAGCUUCCAUUGGCCAAAGAAAUAAUUUUUCCACCAUUUGUAGGACCUCCUUAUAAAUCUGUAACAUCCACAACACUGAUUAGCUGUCACUCUUCCCAUAAACUGUGUAUUCUAAAAUAACUUGCCAGCUGGGCGUGGUGGCUCAUGCCUAUAAUCCUAGCACUUGGGAGGCUGAGAUGGGUGGAUUGCCUGAGCUCAGAUUCGAGACCAGCCUGAGCUAGUGCAAGACUUUGUCUCUAAAAAUAGCCGGGCGUUGUGGCUGGUGCCUAUAGUGCCAGCUACUUGGGAGGCUGAGGCAAGAGAAUCACUUGAGCCCAGGAGUUUGAGGUAACUUGUCAGUUUUUCAAAUUGAACAGGCUGUUUCUUCCUAUAACCAGUGAUCAGCUGUGUUUGAGGGCCAAAGAAUGUACCGAGCAUCAUCACUAACCUCUUGUCAUGGAAUGAGAGACAUGUCAUUUUCAUUUCACAUUGAUAGGCACAUAAUUCACAUUCUUGAAGUUUCUUCUUUUUCACAUCACUUGGAAAAUCCUUCACAGAAGUCGUAACUGUUCCUGUUACAUAUAUUUUCAUUUUAUACAAUCCUUUUAUUUACUUGUUUUUAGACAGAUUCUCACUCAGUUGUCCUGGGCUUGAGUACAAUGGCAUUAUAGCUCACAGCAACUUCAAACUCUUGGGUCAAGCCGUUCUCUUGUCUCAGCUUCCCAACUAGCUUGGACUAUAAGCAAUCUACCUGCCUCACCCUCCCAGAGUGCUAGAAUUAGAUGUGAGCCACUGCACCUAGUCCAGAGUAGAGGAACUUUAUAAGAUCACCAUUGCCAUCAACCUAGCUACUUGUUACAGGCAUUCUAUUAUUUGUUAUCUCUACAAAUAAUAGAAAAAAUUAGCCAGGCCUUGUGGUAACCACCUGUACUCCCCGCUACUUAGGAGGCUGAGACAAGAGGAUCACUUGAACCCAAGAGUUUGAGGUUGCAGUAAGCUGUGACGAAACUACUAUACUUAGGCCAAGCAACAGAGCCAGACUAUCUCAAAGAAAAAAAAUUAGAAACGAACUUAGCAGGAAGUAGUUGAGUAUUUCUUCUCAUAAUUCUAACUACAAUAUUCCUUGCCUAAACUCUCCUAUUAAGACUAUAUGAUAUUAAUGGACAGUGUCCCUACAGCACAACUUGGCACUGAUUUUUUUGUUGUUGUUGAGACGGAGUCUCACUUUGUCCCCCUUGGUAGAGUGCUAUGACAUAGCUCACAGCAACCUCAAACUCUUGGGCUCAAGCAAUUCUCUUGCCUUAGCCUCCUGAGCUGUGACUACAGGUGCCAGUGACAACACCCAGCUAUUUUUAGAAAUUAGGUCUCGCUCUGGCUCAGGCUGGUCUCAAACUCGUGAGCUCAGGCAAUCCACCCACCUCAGCCUCCCAGUGUUAGGAUUUACAGGCGUGAACCACCACACCCAGCCUCACUGGCACUGAUUUUCAAACUAAGCUCUGACCUUAAGCUUCCAUGGGAAGGCUAUCUCAGAGGCUGAAUGAGAGUUCAUAGGACCUCUGCUUUAACUCUAGCAGUUUCUUGGGGGUUUAUGUUUUU